Messenger RNA from Erythranthe guttata (spotted monkey flower), 1365 nucleotides. RefSeq names its product aluminum-activated malate transporter 8. The record is from RefSeq and is a predicted model, not a curated record. Gene Ontology annotation, biological process: malate transport. Lineage: Eukaryota; Viridiplantae; Streptophyta; Magnoliopsida; Lamiales; Phrymaceae.
AUGCCGAUAAAGUUGAUUAAGUCCAAGGUUAUGGGGACCGUGAAAAAGACGAAGAAAAUCGGAGAAGAUGACCCGAGAAGAAUUGUGCACUCCGUUAAGGUUGGAUUAGCUCUCACGUUAGCUUCUUUGUUCUACUACUUGAGGCCUCUUUACGAUGGUUUUGGACAAGCUGGAAUGUGGGCUAUCUUAACUGUUGUCGUUGUCUUCGAAUUUACUGUUGGUGGAACACUAUCAAAAUGUAUAAACAGAGGUGUUGCAACAUUGUUGGCUGGUGCUUUAGGGCUUGGAGCCGAGUACCUGGCCGACCUCUGCGGCGACAAAGGAGAGCCGAUUGUUCUUGGCCUUUUCGUCUUUCUUCUCGCUGCAGCAUCGACUUUUACGCGAUUCAUCCCACACAUAAAAACAAAGUACGAUUAUGGGGUGCUAAUAUUCAUACUCACUUUCAGCCUGGUUGCCGUUUCGGGUUAUCGGGUCACCCAGAUUUUGCAGCUUGCCCAUCAAAGGCUAUCCACAAUUCUCAUGGGCGGGGCGAUGUGCGUUAUAAUAUCCAUAUUCGUUUGCCCGGUCUGGGCGGGUCAAGAUUUGCACAAUCUCGUUGCCGGAAAUAUUGGAAAACUCGCCACCUUCUUAGAAGGGUUUGGAGGUGAAUCUUUUACUUCUCAAGGGGAUGAUGGUGACAAGGACAAGCUAUUUCUUCAUCUCCACAAAAGUGUGCUCAACUCAAAAGCAACUGAGGAAUCCUUGGCAAACCUGGCACAGUGGGAACCUUGUCAUGGCCGCUUUAUAUUUCGUCAUCCAUGGAAACAAUAUCUUAAAAUUGGAACAUUUUCCAGAGAAUGUGCCUGUCUAAUCGAAACACUUACCGGAUGCAUAAACUCGAAACCUCAGGAAGCUGCACCAUCAGAAAUCGAACUGCAAAUCCAACCCGCAUUCCGAAAAUUGAGCACCGAAUCGGGCAAGGCACUGAAAGAAUUAGCCUCUGCAAUAAAAAACAUGACGUUUCCAUCAUCAGCUGUAAUUGAAAACCACUUAAAUAAUUCCAAAUCGGCAGCCGAAGAUCUCAAAACCAUGCUCGAUAACUUUUCGUUAUCGCCCAACGGAAAGCCAGACAUCCAAGAAAUCAUGACGUUGCUUGUCAUUGCAUCCCUACUCACAGACAUCAUUAAUUGCGUCGAAAAAAUCUCAAUUUCCGUCAAUGAACUUUCCGAAAAGGCGCGUUUUAGGAAAGAAAAUUCAACUGACAAUAAACAGCAACGACUGAUUCAUUGUGGUGUUGUGAACCCGGUCGAUGAUGAUGAGCGUACGGUUGUUAUAGAGAUUAAGGAGACAACUUUGGGGGAUUUAAUACUUAAAGACAAGCAUUAG